This is a messenger RNA of Telopea speciosissima, 2028 nucleotides long. RefSeq names its product U-box domain-containing protein 13. Gene Ontology annotation, molecular function: protein binding. The transcript has a single exon. The record is from RefSeq and is a predicted model, not a curated record. The coding region runs from base 60 to 1724 and encodes 554 amino acids. Lineage: Eukaryota; Viridiplantae; Streptophyta; Magnoliopsida; Proteales; Proteaceae.
ACUAGUUUAUUGACUCUUAAGCUCUAGGGUUUCUCUUUCUCUCUGACCAGAAUAGCGUCAUGAAGUUACAAGAUAACCAGGAUCUCCAACUAUCGAAUCAGCUUAUUUCGUCUUUAAUGGAGGAAAUACCCCACGUUCAGAGCUUCAAAGGCAAGUGGGCUCUCAUCAGAACCAAACUUGGCGAUCUCCCCACCCAUCUCAAAGAUCUCUCCGACUUCCCCAAUUUUUCUUCCAACCCACUCUCCUUAGAACUCGUCCGCUCCAUCUCCCAAACCCUCACCGAUGCUCUCUCCCUUGCCAGAAACUGUCGCCAUGCUAACCUCUCCGCCGGUAAGCUUAGGACGCAGAGCGACAUCGACGCGAUAGCGGCCAAGCUCCACCAGCAUAUCCAAGAUUGUGACCUCUUGCUCAGGAGCGGUGUCCUUCAGGACGGUGUCCCUGUCUCCUCUGUUACCGUUUCUUCUAAGAGGGAAACUAUCCGAGUCGAGGCGCGGAAUUUGAUCACUCGGUUGCAGAUCGGGAAUCCCGAAUCGAAGAGCGCCGCUAUGGAUUCUUUGCUGGGCUUGCUUCAGGAGGACGAUAAGAACGUCUUGAUCGCCGUCGCCCAAGGUGUGGUUCCGGUUCUCGUUCGGUUGCUCGAUUCCAGCUGCCUUGAUAUGAAGGAGAAGGCCGUCUCAGCCAUCUCUAGGGUUUCUAUGGUGGACAGUAUCAAGCAUGUUCUAGUUGCGGAAGGGGUUUUGCUUCUCAAUCAUUUGCUUCGAGUUCUCGAGUCGGGAAGUGGGUUUGCCAAGGAGAAAGCUUGUAUUUCUCUUCAAGCCCUUACCUUUUCCAAGGAGAACGCUAUAGCAAUUGGAUCCAGAGGUGGGAUUUCUUCUCUAUUGGAGAUCUGCCAUGCCGGAACGCCCGGUUCUCAAGCCGUCGCGGCUGGGGUCCUCAGGAAUCUCGCUCGAUUCCCUGAAAUCAGACAGAAUUUCAUCGAGGAGAACGCCGUCUCGGUACUCAUCGGGCUUUCGUCCUCUGGGACUGCAAUGGCCCAAGAGAAGUCGAUUGGCUGUUUGGGUAAUUUGGUGUCGGCGGACGACCAAACAUUGAAGCUUUUGGUGGCCAGGGAAGGAGGAAUCGAAUGCCUUAAGAACUACUGGGACGCAGCUCCUUCUGUUCAGAGCCUUGAAGAUGCUGUCGGGCUAUUGACAAAGAUGGCUUCUUCCAGGCCUAUAGCCGAAGCUCUUGUAUCCGAGGGCUUCAUCCCUCGGCUUGUGGCGGUUUUGAGUUGUGGGGUUUCAGGGGUGAGAAUCGCAGCGGCCAGAGCUGUUUACGAGCUGGGAUUCUGCAACAAAAAAAAGAAGGAAUUGGGAGAAUCAGGGUGUAUUCCUCCUUUAGUGAAGAUGUUGGAAGCCAAGGCGGUGGAAGAGAAAGAAGCUGCUGCCAAGGCACUGUCUUGGCUAAUGCUGUAUGUGGGUAACACAAGGGUUUUCCGCAAGGACGAGAGGGGAAUACUGAACACGGUUCAGCUCCUUGAUCCUUCCAUCAUCAACUUGGAUAAAAGAUACCCAAUUUCUAUCCUGGCUUCUAUUGUUCAAUCCAACAGAUACCGCAAACUGAUGGUAGCUGCAGGUGCCUCUGCUUACUUGCAGAAGCUUACUGAGAUGGAGAUUGAUGGUGCUAAGAAGCUUCUUGAAAGUAUAGGUAGAGGAAAGCUCUGGGGCGUCUUUGCCAGAACGUAGCAGAGGAAAUCAUCCAUUGUCAAGAUACACAUACUGAUCCUUUGAUUGAUCUGUCUGUACCAUAUAUUUUUCAUGUGUCAACUGUCAUCUGUAUCAUUUUUCUUUUCUUCUUUUGAAUUCAUACUUUGAGGUUAGGGAAGAAGCCCUGAAAAGAGUAGAGACACACAGUCAUCAUCAUCCUUAAAACCUAAUUGCUGUUGUAUACUUUUUUCUUCUGUGUAGAGCUUAAAUCUUGUGGUUUGUUGACAUUACUUAGAUUGAGAGCUUUUCCUAAUAAAAUGUUUUGUUUUUUUUAAUCUUGUAA